AUGCAAUUUCGACGACUAUGUCUAUGUAAAGAUUACGAUCCGCUGGGCGAAACCAUGUUGCGGACGUUUGUCCGCAACAAUCGGCUCUUCUUGGCAAUCGGUCUCUCCGUGGUGUUUGGUAUAAGUUUGGGUCUAGCCGGAAGAACACUCUCACUUUCCGAAGAUGCUGUGUCGCUAGUGCAGUUUCCUGGAGAAAUUUUCAUGAGAUUGCUGAAAUUGAUGACUUUACCACUAGUCGUCGCUUCGCUGAUUUCAGCUCUUGCUCAAAUGGACGUGAAGAAUUGCAAACGAAUGGGCUUGAUCACCUUACUAUACUAUCUCUUUACUUUGUUCCUUGCUACGGCGUUGGGAAUAUUUCUUGUUCUCGCAAUCCAUCCUGGAGAUCCCAGACUUAAAGCAACAAAGGAAAAUGUUGAGACCAACAAGAUCUCGGCACUGGACACCUUCCUUGACUUGAUUAGAAACAUGUUUCCCGAAAACCUCGUGCAAGCCACUUUUGAGAGAUCUCAAACAGUCUACACAAGGAAAGUCAUAUCUGCAGAUGGUAACAGAAGCACAGAAGUGGUCACAAAAAUGGUUGGUGAUCAGCGCGGGAUAAACAUCAUAGGCAUUAUCGUAUGCUGUGUUGGUUUUGGUGUUGUAGUGUCUCACUACUCGGAAAAGAUUCCUGUAGUCGUCAACUUUUUUGUGGCCAUGGAUAAAAUAAUUAUGAAGCUGAUGCUGUCUGCGAUGUGGUUUGCACCCAUCGGUAUCACCAGCCUAAUUUGCGGUAGCUUGUUGGAGCUUGAUGAUAUCUCGCUAGCCGUCACCGCUAUGACCAAAUUCACGCUAACAGUACUCAUAGGACUCUUCAUUCAUUCCUUUAUCACCAUCCCAGUCCUUUACGUACUGCUAACACGUAAGAACCCAGUCAACAUCUUCAAGUACAUAAUGGAGGGCGGAAUGGCAGCACUGGGCACUUCGUCUUCUGGUGCAGCUCUACCGCUUUCUAUCAGAGGUAUGGAGCAGUUGGGUGGUCUUGACGAGCGAGUUUCACGAUUCGUUUUGCCACUGGGGGCGAAUAUCAAUAUGGAUGGAUGCGCUCUUUACGAGGCUGUGGCAGUUAUCUUCAUAGCUCAAGUAAACAACGUUCAUUUGAGUGCGGCACAGAUUGUAACCGUCAGCUUUAACGCUACAAUAGCCUCUCUGGGACUCAAUGCCGUUCCAGUUGGACUAGUUUUAAUUUUUAUGAUACUAAAUACAGUGGGAUUACCUUCUACAGAAGUGCCCUUAUUAUUUGCAGUGGACUGGAUGCUAGACCGUAUACGUACUUCUUUGAACGUAUUCGGAGACGGAUUUGCGGCCACUGUUGUGGAAAUGGCUCUACAGAAGCGCCUGAAAGAAUGUCCGACAAAUACACGCGAAAACAAGCGCUUAGAUGGAAUUGAUGCAUGAGCUUAGCUUUUCUCUUUCAGAAAAGUAAAGUUAAAAAAAUCGUCGUUUUCACUUUGAACUCAACGGAAUAAACAGCAAAUGUUAUUGUUGUGAACAAGAGAAAUAGUUCGCAAAAUUUUGGCAGUAAUCCUAGAGGAUCUGUGACUAUCUCGCUGUAUCUUCACCUGCAUUGUGUAAAAGAGGC
Molecule: messenger RNA, 1618 nt
Organism: Cylicocyclus nassatus
Lineage: Eukaryota; Metazoa; Nematoda; Chromadorea; Rhabditida; Strongylidae
Source: the annotation of a GenBank genome assembly